GCACUGAACGGAACGAUGAAACAUCGAAUCGUGCUAAUUGUGGCCCUCUUUUUUUUCUGCACUGUGCUUGGACAACUGAGCUACUCCAUCCCUGAGGAAAUGGCCCCGGGUUCUAUUGUCGGUAACGUAGCUCAAGAUUUGGGUUUGGACAUCAAAAGACUCGAGUCUGGAAAGGCUCGCGUUUUUACAGGAGCUGGUACUGCAUGUAUUGAGCUGAACAGAGAAAAGGGAGUGCUUUUGAUUAAGGAUAGGAUAGACAGAGAGCUGCUAUGUCGACAAGUGAUGCCUUGUGCUCUGCAUUUUCAGAUUUUACUGGAGAAUCCCAUGGAGUUUUACCGUGCGACUGUGGAAAUUGUAGAUGUCAAUGAUAAUCCUCCGGUCUUUAUAAACAAUGACGUACAAUUUAAUAUCAGUGAAUCUGCUUUAGUAGGCACAUCUUUUACUUUGGAUACCGCAACCGAUUUAGAUGUUGGAGUCAACAGUUUAAAAUCUUAUUUUAUCAAACCUAGUGAUACAUUUUCCCUCAAAAUGAACGGUGAUGAAGACAAUAGAAAUGUUGAAAUGGUUUUAAAUGCGCCUUUAGACAGAGAGAAAACAGAUCAUCUAUCGUUAGUUCUGACAGCAGUAGACGGAGGCGUGCCCCAAAUGUCGGGAACAAUGCAAAUACGAGUUACAGUUUUAGACUUUAAUGAUAACGAGCCGGUGUUUUUACAGCCUGUGUAUAAAGCAUCAAUUAAAGAAAAUGCGCCCCUCGGCACUCUGGUAGUUAAAGUCACUGCUACAGAUGCAGAUCAUGGAUCUAACGGUCAAAUUAUGUAUUCGAUUACAAAUGUGGCAAACGAAAUACGUGAUCUAUUUUUGAUAAAUAGAGGAAGUGGUGAGGUUACAUUAAAUGGGAAGAUUGACUAUGAGGUGUCCAAACAAUAUCAGAUUAAUAUCAGGGCUAGUGACCAUGGGGGACUGACCGGCUCUUGUAAAUUAAUAGUAGACGUAUUGGACUUGAAUGAUAAUCGUCCUAAUAUUUAUAUAAUGACUAAAUCAAACGUGAUAUCCGAGGACGCAAAACCGAACACUGCCGUGUCUAUGAUUAAAGUAGAAGAUGUCGAUUCUGCUGAAAAUGGUAGAGUACACUGUUUCAGUGAGAACGAUGAUCGCUUUAUACUUAGGUCAAACACGGCAAAUUUUUAUACGCUGGAAACAGACAAUGAAUUGGACCGAGAGUUAGCCUCUGAGUAUAAUAUCACAGUCACGUGUUCAGAUGAGGGCGUGCCCUCUCUCUCCAGCAGCGUCACUCUCACGUUACACAUCUCUGAUGUGAAUGACAACGCGCCUGUCUUUGACAGGAGCUCGUAUGAGGCCUACAUUGUAGAAAACAACAGCCCGGGCCUCUCUAUAUUCACAGUGAAAGCCACAGACGCUGACUGGAACCAGAACGCGCGUGUCUCUUACAUACUGGAGGACUCCUCUGUUAACGGAGUGCCAGUCUCCUCAUAUGUGUCCGUUAGUGCAGAUAGCGGAGUCAUCCAUGCAGUGCGCUCCUUUGACUACGAGCAGAUCAAGGAUUUCCGGUUCUGCGUCAAAGCGCAGGACGGAGGCUCUCCUCCUCUCAGCAGCAAUGUGACUGUGAAAAUCCUGGUUCAGGAUCAGAACGAUAACGCCCCUCAGGUGCUGUACCCAGUCCAGACUGGGGGUUCUCUGGUGGCUGAGAUGGUGCCUCGUUCAGCAGAUGUGGGCUAUCUGGUCACUAAAGUGGUGGCUGUGGAUGUGGACUCUGGACAGAAUGCCUGGCUCUCCUAUAAACUGCAGAAAGCCGCAGACAGGGCGCUGUUUGAAGUGGGCUUACAGAAUGGAGAAAUAAGAACUAUCCGCCAAGUGACUGAUAAAGAUGCAGUCAAACAGAGACUGACUGUUAUAGUGGAGGACAACGGGCAGCCCUCUCGUUCAGCUACAGUCAUUGUUAACGUGGCGGUGGCGGACAGCUUUCCUGAAGUACUGUCUGAGUUCACUGACUUUACGCACGACAAGGAGUACAAUGACAACCUGACUUUUUACUUAGUGCUGGCUCUGGCUGUAGUCUCCUUUCUGUUCAUCACGUGUGUAGUGGUCAUUAUCUCAGUGAAAAUCUACAGAUGGAGACAGUCUCGCAUCCUGUAUCACUCCAAUCUGCCAGUGAUCCCAUAUUAUCCUCCACGUUACUCAGACACUCUGGGCACAGCGACUCUCCCACACGUGUACAAUUACGACACGUGCAGGACCACAGACUCCAGAAAGAGUGACUGUAAGUUUGGCAGAGCUGGUAGUCAGAACGUGCUGAUAAUGGAUCCCAGUUCAACAGGGACGAUGCAGCGGAUACAGAGUGAGAAGAGCAUCUUGGACGAACCGGAUUCUCCUCUAGAGGUUAGGAUUUCACGUUAUUACUAUCACUGUAGUGCAGAAUUUGAUUGUUUUGGUUUGUCUAUGGUCCGCUUUCAGUACCUUGGAUAG
Messenger RNA from Boleophthalmus pectinirostris (great blue-spotted mudskipper), 2484 nucleotides. RefSeq names its product putative protocadherin beta-18. Gene Ontology annotation, molecular function: calcium ion binding. The transcript has a single exon. The coding region runs from base 16 to 2484 and encodes 822 amino acids. The record is from RefSeq and is a predicted model, not a curated record. Gene Ontology annotation, biological process: homophilic cell-cell adhesion. Gene Ontology annotation, cellular component: plasma membrane. Lineage: Eukaryota; Metazoa; Chordata; Actinopteri; Gobiiformes; Gobiidae.